AUGGCCUAUGAAUGGAAGACAGGCACGUGUGAGAUCUGCUUCUGGCCUCAGGGCAGGGACCUGUUAACCGGGGGGAGACCACCACUACGUACGUGCAAGUGUGCACCGGGAGGCGGAGAAACGCAGGUGAAAACUGAGCCCUCCCGAAAUCAAUGGGACACCGACGCGGGACAGGCCCGACCCACAGAGCCGAGAAGGGAGAAACCUACAGCAACCCGCCUGACAGCUGACACGCCAUGGACGACACCUGCUGUCGGAGCGGGGCAUCGGACCGAAGGCUCGUCGCACGCGCCGGAGACCACGGUGUCCAGGGGCGGGAGAACGUCACAGGACAACCUCAUACGGGACCUACCACCCCGCAGGGCGAACCUGCCAGAGUUCACUGGGGCCCCGCACGAGGAUCCGCACACGUUCCUAGAGCUAUGCGAAGAACGCCUGGCACAGUGCCACAACCAUCAGUCAGAGUGGGCGGAGCGGGCCAGUGAGCAGAUGCGCGGAGAUGCGCGAGCGUGGUGGAGCAUGUGGGGGAGGUUCGCCAUGCCCUGGGAUGAGUUCGCCGACGAAUUCAUACGUCGGUUUGACACUGGGUCGCCUCUAGUCGACUGUUUGGCGCAAUUCUAUGGAGCUCGCCAGCGAGAAGGAGAAGCAGUAGAGCCAUUCAUCGGCAACAAGCUCCAGCUGUUCCGCCGCAUCACACACGGAGUGGAACCCACCCAGGCACUGCCUACCAUAACGAGCCUAGUGAAGGAUGAACUCCAACCCUUCCUGCGUAACUGCCACCCCACUAAUGUCUCAGAAUUCGUGCGGGAGGCCUUGGGACACUGA
Bacillus rossius redtenbacheri is the source of this 825-nucleotide messenger RNA. Its product is annotated as activity-regulated cytoskeleton-associated protein-like. Lineage: Eukaryota; Metazoa; Arthropoda; Insecta; Phasmatodea; Bacillidae. The transcript has a single exon. The record is from RefSeq and is a predicted model, not a curated record. Bases 1 to 825 code for a protein of 274 amino acids.